Messenger RNA from Monascus purpureus, 2480 nucleotides. The record is from the annotation of a GenBank genome assembly. Lineage: Eukaryota; Fungi; Ascomycota; Eurotiomycetes; Eurotiales; Aspergillaceae.
GUCAGACAAUCCGUAGAAACACUCAAGAACGGAUCAGACCGCACUCGGGAUUAUUUCAAGUAGGUUCUGGCCCACACCGCGAGAGCGACUCCAAGAACACUCCCAGAGCGGCAAUGCCAAAGCGACAACAAGAGCGACAACAAGAGCGAUAGCGACAGCAGCAACAGAAGCGAUAGCGACAGCGACAAUAGCAAAGCCGCAAAGCCGCAAAGCAGCGCAGCAGCGCAGCAACAGCAACAACAGUACCGAUAGCGACGAAACACAGCAGCAACACGCCAAUGGCUGCAGACCCUGAAAAGACGUCGGCCGUCGAGGCCGCCCUGCACCCUGGAGCCAAUGCGACUGGAUCGACGGACAACCGUAUUGUCCGGCUAGAGGAGUUGGCUGCUGCCGACCGAGCUCUGGCGGAGCAGUAUGGCUACCAGCCGGUAUGUCUCGCGCCGGUCCUCUGCCGCUGGUGGUAGGCAGUAGUUGAUGCGAUAUGUAGGUCUUCAAACGCGAAUUCGGCUACCUCUCAACCUUCUCCUUCGCCUUCAGUAUUUCCGGGAUGUUCGCGACCAUCUCCACCACUUUCUCCUACCCUCUCGCGGCCGGCGGCUCUGCAUCGGUGAUCUGGUGCUGGCUCAUUUCCGGCUUUGGCUGCAUGUGCAUCGCCGCAUCGGUUGCCGAGUUGGUGUCUGCGUACCCUACCAGCGGCGGCCUCUAUUUCACCAUCUCCCGUCUUGCUCCUCGCCGCUGGGUCCCGUCCAUUAGCUGGGUGACGGGCUGGAUCAACCUGCUGGGCCAGGUCGCUGGAGUUGCCUCGUCGGAAUACGGUUCAGCCCAGAUGUUGCUGGCGGCAGUAUCCAUGGGCCGGAACUUCAACUGGACUCCAAGCACUGGGCUCACCGUCGGUGUGAUGGCUGCUCUGACAGCGCUGGCCGGCAUCCUCAACUCGCUACCGACGGGGUGGAUGGAGAAGAUGACGCGGACCUACGUUAUCUUCCAUCUGCUCGUUGCGGUUACAUGCUGCAUUGCCAUGCUGGCCAAGAACGACCACAAGAAUGACGCCUCGUAUGUUUUCACGGACAUCGAUGCGGCGUCUGGCUGGCAUCCCGUGGGAUGGUCCUUCUUGUUCGGCUUUCUCUCCGUCUCCUGGACCAUGACGGAUUACGAUGCGACGGCCCACAUUGCCGAAGAGAUCCAAGACCCAGAACACAAAGCGCCAUGGGCCAUCUUCGUGGCCAUGGCGUGCGUCUACGUCCUCGGCUUCCUGUUCAACAUCGUCCUAUGUUUCUGCAUGGGCAGCCCGUCCGCCAUCCUCGCGUCUCCCAUGGAGCAGCCGGUUGCUCAGAUCUUCUACGACAGCUUGGGCAAGGCUGGCGGCAUCGUGUAUACGGUAUGCGCCUUUAUCCUCCUGCAGUUCAUUUGCUUCACCGCGCUGCAGGCCCUUGCUCGGACCGUUUUCGCCUUCUCCCGGGACCGCCUGCUGCCUUUCUCGUCCGUUUGGAUCAGGAUCAACCGGUUCACGGGAACGCCGCUGUAUGCGGUCUGGUUCUCCGUGUUUUGGUGUAUCGCCAUCAACCUGAUCGGCCUGGGUAGCUAUGCUGCCAUUGAGGGUGUCUUCAACAUCACCUCCAUUGCAUUAGAUUGGUCGUAUGUGAUUCCCAUCAUCUGUAAGCUGAUGUUCAACCAGUUUGAGCCUGGGCCGUGGCACAUGGGCAAGUUCUCGGUCGCCGUGAACGUGUGGUCCGUCCUGUGGACGGCCUUUGUCUCGGUCAUCUUCUUCUUCCCAACAACACGACCGGUGGUGCCGGACAACAUGAACUAUGCCAUUGUCUACAUGGCGUUUAUCCUCCUGUGCGCCAUCGUGUAUUGGUACAUCCGAGGAAAGAAAUUCUACGUUGGUCCGAUCAAGGAGGUUGUGAUCGAAGGGCAUGGGAACGAUAGCGACGGCGUUGUCAUGUCGAGUCCGGCGGAGAGCUUCAACAAGGAACGGGAGGCGUCUCGAUUCUACUCAGCCUGUCUUGUAACAUCAUUCAAAGUCAAAAUAGCAGAUGAUAUCUAGCGCGAUAGACUUACAGUCCUUCAUGUCUUUCUUUCCGUGUACCCUCGAGUUUAGAGUCUGACUUGGGUUCAGGCAAGGUGAUCCACAAGCAUCUGUACUGCCCUCCGAAUUACUCGAAGCCAACCCAAGGAUACCGUCUGUAAUCGAAGCCGCUUGACAAUAUUCACAUGUUCUUCUCCCUGACAGUGGCUGAGGAUAAAGUUUGAACGAAUAUUUCAUUUUGCCGUUCCGAAAAGAGCGGCGAUGCAUGUUAGGGCUAGAUAUGCAAAACAGGCCGCUGGUGGCAGUAGGUAUAGUCUGUCCAGGAGCCGUGAGUCACUAACCGUAUGCUAUGACUUGCUUUCUUUUCCAGUGUGCUCGAUAUGAGAGCCAAAAUGAGGAAAGAAAGCCCAUAGGCCACGCAUCUAGAAUCAAUGGACAAAGUUGAUGCCUC